Messenger RNA from Panthera uncia (snow leopard), 1805 nucleotides. Its product is annotated as rab proteins geranylgeranyltransferase component A 1-like. The record is from RefSeq and is a predicted model, not a curated record. Gene Ontology annotation, cellular component: cytoplasm; cytosol; nucleus. Gene Ontology annotation, molecular function: GDP-dissociation inhibitor activity. Gene Ontology annotation, biological process: vesicle-mediated transport; protein geranylgeranylation; small GTPase-mediated signal transduction. The transcript is spliced from 12 exons. Bases 24 to 1598 code for a protein of 524 amino acids. Lineage: Eukaryota; Metazoa; Chordata; Mammalia; Carnivora; Felidae.
CACAUGACACGUUUUCUCUCAAGAUGGCGGAUAAUCUCCCUUCGGAGUUUGACGUGAUCGUAAUAGGGACGGGUUUGCCUGAAUCCAUCACUGCAGCUGCAUGUUCAAGAAGUGGCCAGAGGGUUCUGCAUGUUGAUUCAAGAAGCUACUAUGGAGGAAACUGGGCCAGUUUUAGCUUUUCAGGACUAUUGUCCUGGCUAAAGGAAUACCAGGAAAACAGUGACAUUGUGAAUGAAAACCCAGCAUGGCAAGAGCACAUUCUUGAAAAUGAAGAAGGUAUUGCUCUUAGCAGGAAGGACAAAACCAUUCAACAUGUGGAAGUAUUUUGUUAUGCCAGUCAGGAUUUGCAUGAAGAUGUUGAAGAAACCGGUGCACUGCAGAAAAAUCAUGCUUCUGUGACAUCUGUGAACCCCACAGAAGGGGAACAUUCUGCCUAUCUGCCUUCGGAAGAUGAGUCGUCGUGCACUGUGAGUUGUCAAAUGCCCACAGAACAAACUCCAAACAGUGAUCUAGAGAGUUCCCUAGAAAUAUAUGAUGUUGAAGCAACAGGGGAAGAAGGAAAGCGUUGUGAUGAUAAAACUUGUGUGAAGUCAGCUUCAGAAGAAGAAACAAGUGAAAAUGUGCUUACCACAGAAGACACCACACUGCAACCAAAGAAAAAUAGGAUUACUUACUCACAAAUUAUUAAAGAAGGCAGGAGAUUUAAUAUUGAUUUAGUAUCAAAGCUGCUGUAUUCUCGAGGAUUACUAAUUGAUCUUUUAAUCAAAUCUAAUGUAAGUCGAUAUGCAGAGUUCAAAAAUAUUACCAGGAUUCUUGCAUUUCGAGAAGGAAGAGUGGAACAGGUUCCUUGUUCUAGAGCAGAUGUCUUUAAUAGCAAACAACUUACUAUGGUAGAAAAGCGAAUGCUAAUGAAGUUUCUUACAUUUUGUAUGGAGUAUGAAGAACAUCCUGAUGAAUAUAAAGCCUAUGAGGAGAUUACAUUUUCUGAGUAUUUAAAAACUCAAAAAUUAACCCCCAACCUCCAGUACUUUGUCCUGCAUUCAAUUGCAAUGACAUCAGAGACAGCCAGCAAUACCAUAGAUGGUCUCAAAGCUACCAAAAACUUUCUUCACUGUCUUGGGCGGUAUGGCAACACUCCAUUUUUAUUUCCUUUAUAUGGUCAAGGAGAACUUCCUCAGUGUUUCUGCAGGAUGUGUGCUGUGUUUGGUGGAAUCUAUUGUCUUCGCCAUUCAGUCCAGUGCCUUGUUGUGGACAAAGAAUCCAGAAAAUGUAAAGCAGUCAUAGAUCAGUUUGGUCAGAGAAUAAUUUCUAAGCAUUUCCUUGUGGAGGACAGUUACUUUUCUGAGAACACAUGCUCACAUGUACAAUACCGGCAAAUCUCCAGGUCAGUCCUGAUUACAGAUAGAUCUGUACUAAAAGCGGAUUCAGAUCAACAGAUUUCCAUUUUGACAGUGCCAGCAAUGGAGACAGGAACUUUUGCUGUUCGGGUCAUUGAGUUAUGUUCCUCAACAAUGACAUGCAUGAAAGGCACAUGUGAGCACAGUAGAAUCUGGUUGUCUUAUGUGUUUGUUUUGGCAGUAAAGGGGGACAGCCAUUGAUAAAGUUCUCUGGGUUCUGUUUAUAGUUUUGCAAUAUAUAUAUAUGUGUAUAGGCAAUGUAUAUAUAUGUAUAUGGGCAAUAUAUAUACAUGUAUACACAUGUAUAUAUAAAUAUACAUCCAAGUUAGUUAGCAUAUAGUGCAAUAAUGAUUUCAGGAGUAGAAUCCAGCGAUUCAUCCCCUACAUACAACACCCAGCGCUUAACCC